AUGUAUUUAGGUUGCUAUUUUAUGUUACCUGCUGUGGAUGUAUUUGAUAUGUAUACAGAUAACGGCACCAAAUGUUACGCCUAUACAUCCAAUCAUACUGUCAUGUGUACAAUUAGCAUCGAUCCCAUACAAGGAGUUCUAGAGCAAGUGGCUCUGAUCGAAGCUAAUUAUGAACUAUGGAUGAAUGCCACGAUCAUGGCUGGUGCAAAUUUAAUGAAUGACGGUUAUACCUAUUACCAAUAUCAAACCGCCACAAGUAUUGUAACAAUAGCAACUAAUGGUUCGAAUCAAUUUAAUCAGGCACUAUGUCUUUGUACGAUCGAUAAUUGUAAUAUUGACAUUGCAACAUGUACAAAUGGUAUGAAUAUUCCUUCGUAUCUUCUCUCUUACAAUGGAUCAAUAAGUACUUCACAAGGUACUACUGUAUCGUCUAGCUCAACAACGAGAUUGAUGAACAGUAGUUCAAGUUCCUCUCCUACGAUCACCGGAUCAUUGACAGCGGCAUUAACAACUACUUCUGGUUCCACCAUCGGUAGUACAAAUACUGCGUCUACAAACAAACCAUCGAGUUCUUCAAGUGAGAUAAUCUUUGUCCCUAAAACCAUAGACAACAUUUUAUUAAUUUUUUGUCCUUUCUUAUUUCAGGCAUCAAGUACAAUCAAUCUUUCAUAG
Molecule: messenger RNA, 672 nt
Organism: Adineta steineri
Lineage: Eukaryota; Metazoa; Rotifera; Eurotatoria; Adinetida; Adinetidae
Source: the annotation of a GenBank genome assembly